Messenger RNA from Neopsephotus bourkii (Bourke's parrot), 5504 nucleotides. It is a transcript of the gene YPEL2, whose product is annotated as yippee like 2. The transcript is spliced from 6 exons. The coding region runs from base 299 to 658 and encodes 119 amino acids. NCBI's taxonomy places the organism in Eukaryota, Metazoa, Chordata, Aves, Psittaciformes, Psittacidae. The record is from RefSeq and is a predicted model, not a curated record.
GCGGGAGCCGGCGGGAGGGGGAGGGCGCUGAGGGGCUGCCUGGUGCGCGUCGGCCGCCGCGCUCCGUCUGCGCUGGGGACGCGCUUGAGGCGGCCGCGGCGAGUCUGUGUGAAGUGCCCCAUUCCCUCUGCCCAAAUCUCUUCCUCUGAAGCGGUCACCAGCGUGUGGAGCCUGCCCCACACCCAUCACCUGCCAAACCACGGCCUUUACCUGUGUCUUCCGGUGUUUCCCGUGCGACCCGUCCUGCGGGAGUGCCUCCUGGGCCACCCCAGAGUUCACGCAGCGCUCAGUGGCUCCAAUGGUGAAGAUGACAAGGUCCAAGACUUUCCAGGCAUAUCUGCCUUCGUGCCACAGGACCUAUAGCUGCAUUCACUGCAGGGCUCAUCUUGCCAACCACGAUGAGCUCAUUUCCAAGUCCUUUCAAGGAAGCCAAGGACGAGCAUACCUCUUCAAUUCAGUAGUUAACGUGGGUUGUGGCCCUGCAGAGGAGCGGGUGUUACUAACGGGAUUACAUGCGGUUGCAGAUAUUUACUGUGAAAACUGCAAAACCACACUGGGUUGGAAAUAUGAACACGCUUUUGAAAGCAGCCAGAAGUAUAAAGAAGGCAAAUACAUCAUUGAACUAGCUCACAUGAUCAAGGAUAAUGGCUGGGAUUGAAUGGGAAGAGCCCAGCCCUACCAGCGUGUAAGAGAAUGCCAUCCAACCGAACAUUAUAUCCAAGAGUGAGAGAGUGACUGAACGCUUGGUUCCAUGCAUUUAGAGGCUCUGCAGUUUGGGAGCGUCUUCACACCCUUCUCCAUCUUUAUUGGUGACUGGCCUCUAAAUUUCUGUCUCUCUGUCUCUUUGCUUUGUAUCUGUUUGUGAGUUGACCCUGGCUGCUUCUCUCUCUGUUCUGGCGUUGGCUAACAGAAUGCACCGAAUGCCCAACAGCCAUUCCAUGUUGACGAGUGUUUGAGUACAAACUGAAGUUGGCUCUGUGGUGGCAUUUUAUCAGAAGGUCUCGGUGCGAGAGGAAGACCUGAGUUUUGGGCAGGAGAAGGUGAUAGGGGGUGGGGAAUGGGCCUAAAGGGAAGUCGUCAGAAGUUGAAGCUGUACUUCUCCUUUAAGUCCUGGUUAAACGAGGCUUGAAACUAUCUACUUGUCUAAAUGGACAGAAAAAUACCUCACGGCUGCGUUCUCUCCAGGUGAUAAAACCGCUGCUCCAUCGGUGGAGCUUCAGUCCACGGUGGCUGAGCACAAGUCAUGAGCAGUUCCCCCCGCGAGCUGAUCACAAAUCUGUGUUUUGUUUGCCAUUUAUGAACUUGUCUUCUUGGGGGGAGGACGUGAAGGCUGGAGAGAUUCCCUGCCUCCCAUUUCUCUCGCUGGUUCAGGGUAGGUAGGCCAAACAUCCCAACAGAACACAGCUGUGGGGAGCGUCCUCACUGCUGGAGAAACCAAAUCCUGACUCUUGACCCUUCAGAGAGGACGAGAAAACCACUUAAGGCACAAGGGGGUGGAGCUGCAGCUUAGAAGGUAUGACGGGGGGAAAACCAGCAUGUGUUAGGCAAGAAAGGGGAAAUCACGUAGAGGAGGAUGGGGACAAACUUAGUGACACAGGGUACUUUUUGAUUUCCUGGCCUCCACUGAGCAUCCCUGGGGGUCUUUUACCAAUCCUUCAUGAGUGCAAGUGGGAAAACGCUGUUACAGAAUCUGUAUCUUAAAUCCCAGGCCACAGCCAUCAGCUCCACUCUUGGAGCCUGUUAAAGAACUGGUGUGAGUGUGGGGAGAGGAGGGAGCAGAGGGGCCUGGUGGCUGCAGCCGUGUUGCACAGGUGGAUAUUUCAAGCCAUGAGGUAUCCUCCCCAAAACCUUCCUCCCUUUUCCCACUCCCAGAAGCCUGUUGCAGGCACAGUGGGAAUGGGAAAGAAGAAAAGAAAUUCAACCCCUGGAAUUGUCUAUGCCUUGGAAGUCAAAGGGAAGGGGUAAAUGUGGGCAUCACAAAUGCAAGGGGCAAGUCCUUCCCGUUUUAAUGUUUUCAUUUUAAUUACUGUGGACCUUCCCGAGGUGGUCAGUGGGGAAGGGGCAGUGUGUGUGUGAGAGGGGAGCUGUGUUAAGACAUAAAUGACAAUGUGAAGUUUGCUCUGCAACAGUCCAGCCAGUAUCUGGUGCAUAACUAAAGACUAUUUAACUGCGUUAGUUUUGUCUCUCUGAGUGAAUUUUCUUUUUGUUGGUAGAAUUUUUUCAAGUAGGUUAAUCCAUUGGGGGAAAUCUUUCUUAAUCCAGAAGGAAAGAGUAUUGUGCAGGGGUGCGUAACUCCUUAUGAAACUGAAGCUUUGGAGCUGUAAUCUGUUCCCACUUGCCCCCACCCCAGGAGGCUCUCAGUUGGCUGGGGGCAGCAGGAUGGAGGGCUGGUGCUGAGAAGGUAAUUUGCUGUUAAAUGACGGGGAUGUGAGCAGAGAUGCUGCCUGGGGAUCAGGGUGGAACUUAAGUGUUGGGUCUUUGUGCUGAAGCCCAAACCUGGUGGCCCAUGUAAGCAAAGACCAGUUUUUCUCUUGAACCACUUUCUUUCCAGCCUUGGAGAGAGAAGUGAGAUGGAAGCUGGCCACGGCUCCUGCAGGGGAUGGGCUUUGCUCAGAUGUGGCUAGUCUGUUAGGAGGUGGCUUCUGCCUUCACCCUUUCUGCUGGGGCUGUGUAACAGUCGCUUCAGCUUUUGUUUCUGAUGGUCUCUGCUUCCAUCAUCCACACUGUCUUCAGUGAUAAAAAUCUAAUAGCAGUCAACAAUUCUGCAGUACCCUCGAUCUUGUUGACUUUGGCACUGACCUGGUCCCAUUGUCCUGUCCUUUGGUUGGUGAUCCAGGACAAUCUAUUGGGGUCUGACUAGUGGGAAGUCAUCUGUGUUCUGUGAAGGUCUCUUCAGGUCUCCCCAGAUAAGUAGCCUUCAAACAGGUCUGGUUGGAGCUGGGAGAAGUAAGGGAUAACCCCAAAUCAUUAAGAUGAGGUUGAGAAGAACACACAGGGGCGCAGGGUUUUAUGCUGGUAUUUAGACUGAAUGCAUAUAAAAAAGAGAUAUAAAAGGUAGGCCUGUCCAGAGGACUGCUCUGAGAAAGAACAGUUACUGCAGAAAGGUACCAGAUGUAAAUGUUUUAAUCCAUAUAUGUGGGACAAGAAAGGAUGGUGAUCCAUCAGAUCAGGCUGGUUUUAACUGUUCAGAGGGGUUACACUUUCAGUGGCAACCAGUCUAAGCUUGAACAUGGCAAGAUCUUAAUCUGGUUUUAAUGAGUUUUGUCACAUCAGCAUCCAGAGAUUCACACUUGCUGGGAAUCAGUCCUUAAGCCCUGAUAGGGGCUGUGUCUGUGAACAUCCCCAGUGCACCCAGAUACUUAUGGAUAGAGUGACUUUCAUACACUGUACAGGGAGAUAAGGAAAAACAGGCUUGUGAAGCUCAUUGGCUUCUCUACUAUGUGUCCAUUGAAUAUGAAGUACUUUUUAAUCCUCUGCUAACUCAUCUGUUACUUGCUGUAUUAAGACACAUGGCAGUAUUGGGAGCUGGUGACCAGACAGGAUGAUGAGAUCUGUGUGCUGGUAGCUGCCACAGUCUGCGCGGGCUCAGCUGAUGACUGGUAGAGUGAUCUAUUCAGAGCAUAACCAAAGAACCUCAAGAACCUCGCUAUCUGCAUCCUUGUGACCCUGUGGCUUGUCUGCAGCCUGUUUGUUACUAUCUGGGGUGGGCAAGGUGGGACCGUUUCCAAGCUGGAGAUGUGGCCCACGAAAGCUGCCUCCUUGGGCAGGCAGUGCCUGAAUGGAGAGCACCAAGUGCCCAUGGUGCUGCUUCCUGUGGUUGGUAUCCUCGAGAACACAUGAACAGCAGUGAGAUUUGCUUUUAUUUUAUGUGGCAGCCUCGUCUCUGGCAAGCUGCAUGGACCCUUGAGUUUACAUGACCCUGUCCACCCCAAAGCUCAGACUUGAGCAGGUAUUAAAUUGUUUUGCUGUGGUGGAUUAGCUGGUGUGAAAUCCUGACCCCUGUAAUAAAUAUACAGAUAAUAAUGUAUAAAAAGCAGGAAAAAAAAAAAAAAAGAACCAUUAUCUUGUGAAAUACACUUUUGUAAAUAAUAUUUAAUUUAAAAAAAUAAUAUAUUUGGUGCUGUUUUCUCAGAGUCCCUCCCUGAGAGCACUUUUCUGUUGUUUAUAAAUGAUACUGUUUCCUUCUGUAUUUGUUGGAAAAUAUGUUUAAAGGGAAACAAAAAAUCCUAAUACACGUUGUCCUCUGAAGUCGACCCAUUUUUCCUCUGGAGGUGGCAGGAGAGGGGAGCCAUUCCCGCUUCCAUCUGGCAGAACUGGUCUCCAGUGCAGGCAAUGGCUGGGUGAGGGCAGGAACUGAUGUGUGGGUUGGGAGGCAGCUGCAGGCGCCUGGGGGAUGCUCCGGUGUCUGCAGUUCUGUGCUGGAGCAGCUUCUGUCCUCUGACGGCCUGAGCCCUGGGUCACCUCGUGCUCUCACCGCAGGUGCCAGGGAGGCUCCGUCUGGGCACAGCUUGCUUGAGGAGGAGACCUGGUUUGAAUGGUCUGGGCCUGACAUUUUCUCUUGCACCAGUAUUGGCUGGAGUGAGUGGACCAACAGCACAAGCCACUGAACCGUGUUUUGCUGAGCAAGGAGCUGGUUUCAGUGCUGAGUGACUCUUGUUGCACGCUCCUCAGUUCUCUGGGUUUGGUGCACAUGAUUUCAGAAGACACAGGAAAAAAGAAAGCAACGAAAUCUGUUGUUCUUGUGAUGAUCAAGCAAGAACCUUCUCUGCCUGCGGGUUUCUAACUGGUGUGUGAGUGCUAAUCAUGCAUUUCACUGCACCUCCUUCUUUUGGGAGGAGCAUCAUGUUUCAUGUGAACCAGUUCUGGGAUGAAGAGAUGACACCCAAAACCCGGCUGGGUAAAGAGGUUGGUGAGAUCCAGAGCUCAGCUCAGUGGCAAGCAGCUCUUCUCAUCGGGUGAGAGGCUCAGAAAUGAAGUGUUCAGAAAGAACUGUUUUAGCUGGAGGUUUUGCAGGAUCCUGUUCAAAAAGAGGGGAAACAAAAUCAUCUCGAUUUCAGAAACAAGAAACCAAUAUAUUUAAACGCAAGCAGAAUGGCAUUGUGUAAGGUACAACCACAAAAAAGCUAUUCUCAUAGUUACGAACUGUGUGUAUCCUUUGGUUUGUUUUUCAUAAGGAAAUGGGAAUGCUUUCCCCACUGACAAAGCUAAAGGACAAUAUUUCCAAUACCAGCCUGUCUAUGGAUGCUCUUGUGUUUACAAAUUGUGUACAAUUUUAUUUCUUUGAUCUUCAUUUUUUUGGUUGGUUUUGGUUUUUUUUGCAUAUUCUUUCAGGUCAUUUGCUUCAGUAAUAAAUGCAACCGUUUGUUUUCAAAGAGUUGGGUUCCACCUUUUCAUGUGUUUGUACCUUGUACAUAGUUCUUCAGUAUUAGAGGGAGGCUAUUGUUUGUCAUAUUUACAAUAUGUGGUGGUGCUCAUUUGAGGAAAUAAAAUUUUCAAGUACUAAA